Molecule: messenger RNA, 2697 nt
Organism: Trametes versicolor FP-101664 SS1
Lineage: Eukaryota; Fungi; Basidiomycota; Agaricomycetes; Polyporales; Polyporaceae
Exons: 7
Coding region: 64-2562 (832 amino acids)
Source: RefSeq, a predicted model, not a curated record
GUCGUUGAUGUGUCCGUCGCAGUCCCAGAAACCCCGCGCACCCGCCUCCUAGUAUCGCCUACCAUGUCUCAAUCAGAUUCUUUCCAUGUUCCGCCCCUACCUGAGCAGGACCAGGCCGGCGGAGACACUCUACCCACCUACGACGAUCUAGCAUCCCAGCACGGUCCGAACUCGAGAUUUGGUCGCUGGAGAGAAUGGAUCGAGAAGAGAGCCGCAGAGCGGUACGCUGAUGUCACUCCGGACGAGCGACAGCGGCGAAGAGAAAGAGGAUGGGGAAACGGACUCGAGCAACCUCAGGAAGCUGUGGAUCCUAGAUCCCAGGCGCAUUCCGUCUACGCACCCUCGUCUCAAACAAACUCCCUCUAUGUGCCACAGUCGCAAACGAACUCAAUGUAUGCGCCGCCAUACCAGGCCAACUCCGUCUACCUGCCACAGUCGCAAACGAACUCAAUGUAUGCGCCGCCAUACCAGGCCAACUCCGUCUACCUGCCUCCGUCGCAGACAAACAGCUUCUACGCGCCCUCGGCGUACAACUCGUCCUCACAUCCCAACUCAAUGUAUUCUAGCGCAACAUCGUCCUAUGCAUCCCUUCCACCACAUGUGCUCCAUCCACAACUACAUCUUCAAACCAAUUUCCCUCUAUCCGCACUCCCAGUCUCUCCAUUAACGCACACAAAGCGUCCCCCGGUGCCGGCCGCGCUCAUUCCCGAACCCCUCGCGCCGUCGCGCCUGAAGCUAUACAACUUUGGGUCCCGAUUCUUGCCACACACUACGUCACCGAUUCGGUGUUUGCUUCCCUUGGGCAAUCACCACCUGCUGCUGAUCGGCCAUGACAAGGGUCUGUCUGUCCUAGACAUGUUCCCAAGUGAUUGGUCCGACGAGGACGAGAACCAGAAAGGGCCCUCCGACGCGGAGGCCAAGCUCAUCUGGGAGGGCGAAGGUGUUCACCAGAUGACUAUCCUGGAAUCCGAGAGCACGGGCGAGGGCACGCCGCAAGGCGUGGUGCUUGCCCUGGUCAGCACGGAAGCCGACUCGUCCAAAGACCAAGAGACCCCUCGGAUGCUCCGUAUGUACAACCUGGCCAGUCUCGUCAGCCUCGCGAAGUGGAUCGUUACCCAGAAGGACGCCCGCCCGCUGGAUUUACGCAAUUCGGCGACAGGGAAGAACUCGCAAGGCUCUGUCAAGAAGCACCACCGGCCUCCGAGUUCCAUCACGAAGGGCUUGAAGAACCUGGUGCUCGAUCCUGCGAUAGCGCAACCGCAGAGCUCAUCAGCGCGAAAACCCGAACCACAGGCUUCGUAUUCUUCACUGGCUUCAUCCUGGACGUCGCCCCAAAAGGGUAAAGGGGUAGCCUCGGUGAGGCGGACAGAUUCUAUCGACUCUGAUUGGGAUAUCGUGAGCGAUCUACCACUACGAUGGGCGACCCAUUUCACGCCUCUCGCAUCCGCGGGCUCAAGACUACACAACAACCCUGUGUUGUUCUACGAUAUCUGGCGCAACGAAGGUCAGCGAGGUCGGGGCGGGGUGCUCCUCGCCGUUGCGACGAAGUCAAGUAUACUCUUGUACGAAGCCCCGAAGGGAGAACGAGCCUUCCGUUUGGCGAAGGAGUUUUACACGCCGCUCGCCGCGCGUAGCAUCACCUUUAUCCAUCAAUCUGUGCAGGACAAUAUGUCGCGAAGCCCCUCGGACAUCUUUCCUCGCUCCGCGGCCCUCGACACACAGAGCCACCGGCAUUCCCGCGUGUCCUCCUUCGGCUCGACCGUGCUCAACUACCCCACACAGCUCAGCCUCUUCGUCAUCUUCGAGAAGAAAGCUGGCACCAUCCGCAUCGCUGACUCGGCCGUCGGCGAGGUCGAUCUUUACGACGACAACUGGGGCGCACAGCAGCAGUCGCUGCUCACGACCUCCCCCACGCGACGCUCCCGUGCGUCCUGGGACGGUCGCGCCUUUAUGAAGGACAAGGGCCCCUGGGCACGCCCCAUCAAGUUCAGCGUGCCCGGCCCGUCCUUCCAGCCGUCCUCCGCCACCCAGCUCUUUCUGCUCACGCGUGGCCGCCAGUCGCACAUCGUCCCGCACCCGCUCCCGGCACGCCUCGCAGGUGUUCCCCCGCAUCGCGUGCUCUACUGGGGCGCGCCGCCGCACUCCGUCGCCGCACGCGUGUGCACGUCCGACGACCCGGACGAGGCGCCGUUCCUGCAGAUCACCGCGUUCGGCGAGGACGGCGUCGAGGUGCAGGAGGUGCCGCUCGCGCAGCUGUCUGAGCGCAAGGGCAAAGGCCGUGCGCAAGACCCCGUCCGCGCGCAGGCGGACAUUGGGGGUGCUGCAGGCCUGCUCGCCGUGGGGGGCCACUGGAACCGGCCGUUCUACCCGGGCCUCGCAAGGUCGUACUCGACGUCGAGCUACCAGAGCUACGACUCGACGACGACGGCCGAGGAGGACGGGGCGGGCGACGGGGGCAACGAGGGUCUGUAUGCGUGGGUGCAGAAGGGCGCGGAGGACUGGAGGGUGGUCUGGCUUGGUGAUGGGGCCCCGCUGGAUGAUGAGUUUGACGAUGAGAUGUGAGCACGAUGACGGACUCCGCGAAGGCUAUGGGGAAUCGAUAGACUGUAUAAAUUUUGUUUAACAUGUACAGCAGUGCGAGUUGUUUCCAUAGCUCCUCCACCAUCUACCGCAAUCGAGUAAUCUUGGGUAUUUGUA